This is a messenger RNA of Prosopis cineraria, 1787 nucleotides long. Its product is annotated as L10-interacting MYB domain-containing protein. Lineage: Eukaryota; Viridiplantae; Streptophyta; Magnoliopsida; Fabales; Fabaceae. The coding region runs from base 458 to 1651 and encodes 397 amino acids. The transcript has 5 exons. The record is from RefSeq and is a predicted model, not a curated record.
AGUUGCUAACAAGAAUAACCCGAAUAAGGUUAAGGUAGUAUCCCUAUCCCACCAAUCGCCAGCGGGGCUCCAAUUUUGUCCAGGAAAACCUUAUCCCCGAACUUGCAGGACAAGGCGAAAACUAUCGCAUUCAGAAAUCUUCAUACUCCCAAGUCCAAGAAACAUGGGUGUCCCAGCCCAAAAUGGUAACGAACGGCUAAGAACAAUUUGGACACCUGGAAUGGAUCGGUAUUUCAUUGAUCUGAUGUUAGAGCAGGUUGGAAAAGGAAAUAAAUUUGAUGAUCAUCUGUUCAGCAAACGAGCAUGGAAGCACAUGUCCUCAAUGUUCAAUUCAAAGUUCAAAUCUCAGUAUGAAAAAGACGUUCUAAAAAAUCGCCGCAAAACAUUAAGGAAUUUGUAUGGGACUGUAACAACGCUUCUUGCCUAGGCAGGGUUUUACUGGGAUGAGAAGCGAAAAAUGGUGACCGCUGAUGAUAACGUUUGGGAUGAAUACAUCAAAGUACAUCCGGAUGCCCGAUCAUAUAGAAUAAAAAGUAUUCCUUACUUCAGUGACUUGUGUACUAUUUAUGGACAUGUACUGACUGCAGAAAAAGAUGGUAAGGAAUCAGAUGGGUCAUCUAAUUCAGGUGACAAUGGAGCCACCAUAGGCAGACAAUCUAACAAUGUCAGUGAGGAUAUCAAUGAGGUUCUUCACAAUACAAAGGUUGCAGAAAACCAUGGAGUUUCUAUACCAGAUAAUGCAAAUGAUGAUUUUAAGCUAAGUUUGCCAAAGGAAACAACAGCCACUUCUUUCAGCCGUUCUCGCACUUAUUGGCAGCCCCAAAUGGACCAUUAUCUUAUUAACUUGAUGCUUACCCAUGUGCACAAAGGAGACCGGAUUGAUGGUGUAUUCAGCAAACAAGCAUGGAUGGAGAUGAUUUCAUCAUUUAACGAAAAUUUUGGUUUUCACUAUAGUGCAGAGAUUCUUAAAAAUCGAUAUAAAACUCUAAGAAGGCAGUAUAAUGUUAUUAAAAGUCUACUUCAGUUGGAUGGGUUCGUCUGGGAUGAUGCACGGCAGAUGGUUACUGCUGCUGAUUGUCUCUGGCAAGAUUACAUCAAGGUUCAUCCAGAUGCGCGGCAGUUUAUGACCCGACCUGUGCCGUAUUUUAAGGAACUGUGUGUCAUAUGUGAUCCAACUUUUGAUGAAAAAGAAUCUCCGCAUCAAGAUUUAGAUAAACAAAAUUCAGUUGGAGAGAAGAGCAUGGGGGCAUCUGAAACUGGUCUAUCUCCAGCUGUAUCCGAUCAUAUUGAAUACCAAGGUAGUAAUGUCUGGGAGUUAACACAUGAUGGAGAGAAACACAAGCGCCAAUUAGAGAAGUGUUUCGAUUCCACUUGUCCCAAAAGACUAAGGGGCGAUGAACAAGGCAUGGCUAGUGCUCUCCAGGAGAUGGUGACUACUGUUUCUUCUCUGUCAACAAAAAAGAGUGAUGAUAACUCGGUACCGAUAGAGGUUGCGAUACAAGCAGUACAGGCUUUGGCUGACAUGGAUGAAGAUCUGGUUUUGGAUGCUUGCGAUUUUCUGGAGGAUGGAAAGAAAGCAAGAACUUUUCUGGCACUGGAUGUUAAGCUACGGAAGAAAUGGUUGCUUAGGAAGCUCCGUUUGCAGGCUUAGGGUGUGUUUGGAUAACGUACUUUUAAUUUUUAAAAAGUGUUUUUGAAUAAAAUAUUUUGCAUGGAACCACAUAGUGAAAGUGCUUUUAGAAAGUUGUAAAAAGUGUGUUUGCUGAGCAUGGCCCCAUGCCUUGUCA